GAUCGAGUGUGCAGGAAAAGCGCGAGCUCGUCUGCGCGCGGCCGGGCUUCCUGGGCGGUGGGUUCUCCUUGCGACAGGCGGCGGCGCAGUGUCCUAACUGUGACGGCGGUGGCUGCUCCAGACACGGGCGGCGGCGGCAGUGACGGCGGCGGCGGCGGCAGCAGCAGCAGCAGCAGCGGGCGCGGAGAUGUGGCCCCUGGUGGUGCUGCUGCUGCUGAGCUUGGCUUCUUGCGGUUCGGCUCAGCUAACAUUUAAUUUAACCAAAUCUGUAGAAUACACCACUUGCAAUGAAACUGUUGUCAUCCCAUGUUUUGUUAAUAAUGUGGAGGCAACUGCCCUUAGAGAAAUGUAUGUAAAGUGGCAAUUUGGGAAAGACUGGAUUUUCAUCUAUGAUGGAGAUAAAAGACUUUCCAAACACAACCAUGGCUAUGAGAGUGCAAAAAUUGUACCAGGAGCAUUACUAAAGGGCAUUGCCUCUUUGGAGAUGAAAAAGAGGGAUGCUGUCCCCGGAAACUACACUUGUGAAGUAACAGAAUUAAACAGAGAAGGCGAAACCAUCAUAGAACUGAAGUAUCGUGAGGUUUCAUGGUUUUCUACAAAUGAAAAUAUUCUUAUUAUUAUUUUCCCCAUGUUGGCUGUACUUCUGUUCUGGGGACAGUUUGGUAUUGUGACACUUAAAUAUAGUUCCAGUCUUGCGAAGGAGAAAACCAUUUUUUUAUUUGUUGCUGGAAUAGUGCUCACCGCAUUUGUCAUUGUUGGAGCCAUUCUUUUGGUCCCAGGUGAAUAUUCAACAAAGAAAGCCAGUGGACUUGGUUUAAUUGUGGUUCCUACAGUGAUAUUAAUAUUACUUCAGUACUCUGUGUUUGUGAUGACUCCAGCUAUUGGGAUGUCUUCCUUCAGCAUUGCCAUAUUGGUCAUCCAGGUGCUGGGCUUUGUGCUCUCUGUGGUUGGACUAAGCCUCUGUGUCUCAGAGUGUACCCCAGUGCAUGGUCCUCUUCUGAUUUCAGGUUUGGGUAUUGUAGCUUUAGCAGAAUUGCUUGGAUUAGUUUAUAUGAAAUUUAAUGCUUCUAAUCAGAGGAGUAUACAACCUCCUAGGAAAGCUGUUGAGGAACCGCUUAAUGCAUUUAAAGAAUCAAAGGGAAUGAUGAAUGAUGACUAACUGAAUUGAAGUGAUGGACUCAGAUUUGGAGAGUAGUAAGAUGUGAAAGCAAUGCACUUCUGUUUAAGUACCACGGCCUUGAUUUCCUCACUGUUCAAGAGAAGAAAAAAGAAAAGUAACUCACUUUCAUCUCUAAGAAAAAUGAAAUCAUUGACUUUUAAAUGGUCAUUCCAGUUAAGUUUGUAUUCAAAGCAUUUGUGAUUUAGUUAAUAAAAGAAUUAUGAUCUGUGUCAUGUGCCCAAUUGAGAUCCAAUAUUUUAUUGUUAUUUUUCUUCAGGUAGGGGCAAAGUAGAGUGGGCAACUUCCAAGAAUGAUGCCUUUCAGAUCCUUAGGACCUCUUGACUCGGUCACCAGUUUAAAUUGGUUCAACUUGAGAAUUACCUGGUGUUAACCUGGUGGUUACCGAGAGAUAUUGCUGAUGAACAGGGGCUUCCAUCAGACUUUGGCAAACUCAGGUUUGUAGCCACAUUGGCAGUUAAUGGUGUUAACUGAAUAAUGUGUGUCUGCCACUUCUGGAUCAAGGGAAUAACAAAUUAAGUGCAGACAGGAAUUUGGCUGGAAACAUUUUGUGUGCUGCUUACGUGGUAUGUGGUAGUGGCGGAGAUUAUGGUCUUCAUUCUUGGGGGUUGCCAUUUACAUAAUCUUCCUUUAAUGUAAAGUGUAACAGACCCUUGCCAGAUUUAGGGUAGUUUUACUGAUGGAUGUCUUUUUCUUUUAUUCACACAACCCUUUAAACCCUGUCUUGUCCUCCUGUUACUUGCUUCUGCUGUACAAGAUGUAGCACCUUUUCUCCUCUUUGAACAUGGUCCAGAGACAUGGUAGCAUCAUUGCAGAAAGGAGCCAGACUUGUUCUCAGAGAGCUACGUUCACACUUGUCAGCAAAAAUAGUGAUGGUUGUAACAUAUGUAUUCCCUUCCUUGGAUUCGAAGGCACAAUCUACGGUGUUUCUUCACUUCUUUUCUGAUCUGGGGCAUGAAAAACCAAGAUUGAGGUUUUAACUAUGUGUUUCCUGCAUGGCAACAUAAUGUGUGUCACUGUCAGGCCAAUGGGCCAGCCCUCAAAAGGGGGGUUUUAUUGCUGUUGUAUCUAUGUUGCAUGAUAAACACUCAUUAUCUUCCUUCUGUAGUCCUGCCUCGUAUUCCCCUGACUUUAAGAUUGAAAAGUAAAACAACCCCCACGUUUUCUACCCUGUUAGAAAAAAAUUAACAUUCUGACAGUUGUGAUCGCCUGGAGUACUUUUAGAUUAUUAGCACUCGUUUUCUUCCUUUGUGGGUGUGUGUUUAUAUGUGCACAUGUAUGAGGUAGGCACAUGCAUCUUCUGUAUGGACAGCAGUGGGGUGCCUACAGGAGAGCAAAUGCUAAUUCAUGCUCUUAGCAAAACAUUUAAAAACAGAGGUCUUUGUUGGGUGGGAUUAUAUUCGAUGCAAAUAUUUGAUCACUUAAAACUUUAAAAACUUCUAGUAAUUUGCCAAGUCUUUUGACUGCUCACCAGUACCGUCUAAUAAUACUAGUGAUUCUUCUGGUUUGUAUAAUAAUAAUAAGACAUUCACAUUUGUAGUUGCGUUACAGAUAGUUAUUUCUUAGUCCACCAAAUGUCCCCGUGUGCCUCUUUUAUGCCAAAUUAAUUGAAUUUUUCAUGUUGGGACCAAGUGGUUUGCCCGUGGCAAAUCCAAAUUUAUGACCUGCUGAUGCCUCUCAGAAAACUGGACCCCCUAUGAAGACAGUUCUUGAAAAAAACAAACAAAAAAUUUUUUUCCCUAAUUGUGUUGCUGGCCAAAAUAUUAUCAUAUGUGGAGGGAGCUGUAUUCCCUUAUACCAGUCUCAUGACUCCUGCUGCUCUUUUUCCUUCUGAAAGUAUUUAUAUUUUAGUAAUAUCAUUUAUUACUUUAGAAAUCAAUUUUGAUGAAAGGAGGAAAAAAGCUGAUGGACUUAAAAUAUCCAAAUUCCUAUUCUCUAUUAAGAAAAAGUCAAGUAUGAAAAUCUUUAUAGUCAACUUUUUAAUAAACUAAACUAAACAUCAUACCUUUUAAUACGUAGUAGACUCUCCUUUAUUUGGGGUUCAUUCUUGGGACUUACGCAUCCUCUGUGUUCUCUUUGAUGCUGCCUAUCUUUUGAGGCAUUCACUGCCCUAGACAACAGAGGGAGGUGGCAGGAGAAAAGCCAGAAGAAAUCAACUUCCUCUUGCCAGCUGUCGGCUUCCCUGGAAAAGGGACCGUAGCAGCAGCAGCCGUCUUGCUUGGGCAUCAUUGGGCCAGUUCAUUCUCUUUCCAUCAGACUUGCGAUGGCUCCCAAUUUUCUGUCACACCUAAUGAAAAUUGCUAACAAUGUUUUGGGCAUCAUACAUCUAUUCCCUCCAUAAUCUGAUUUUUACUCACUGAUCUGAUUUUUGCCAUUGACUCUUUUGUUCAAUUUUAUUUAUUGUAUGUCCUCAGAGUGAUGCCAUCUGUCAUUUUUGCAACAACCUUUUCAACCUUUCUGGCCAAAUCAGAUUUUUCCUCUGCCUCAAAACAUUAUCCUCCAGCCCUUCCUUCCCCGCUGGCUCCCCUUUGCAGUCUCUCCCCAUCUGCCUACCUGCCUCUAUUCAUCUUCACUUACCUUUCCCAGUUCUUCGUGUGUCUCUGCUUAGCUCUAUUGGUUUGUCUUACUUUCUCUCACUUAUUUGAAAAUUCCUCCAUAGCAAGAGCUUUUUUUCCCCUCUUUUCUCUUCCUGCAGCAUUUUGCCUACAUUAGAUACUCAGUAUGUGUUUGGUGAUUGAGAGUUAGCUGUAUGUAGAUAUUCCACUAUUUUUAAUAGGGUGAGCUAGAGAGCUUUCUCUUUUUGACAAAUUUCACAUGCUCUGAAAACCUUCAAAGGUGAUGAUUUUUUCACCUGGAAACUCCAGGUUUAUUCUUGUUUAAAUUCCUGAAGAUGUCAGAAUGAAAAUAAUGAGGCUGUCCCAUAAUUAGGAGCAUUAUUUUUUUUUUUCAGGAUGUUGUAGUCAGUUUAGUAACUGACCAAACAAAUUGUGGUUUGACUUAAAGCUCAAAAGUGGUAAGUUUACUCUUCUAUCUUAUUACUAAGAAUUAAGCUCUGUAUGACCAUCUAGAUUUCUCUUGUCCUACAAGUGUUCAAAAAUGGACUUUUAUGGUGUUAUGUAUAGAAAUACAUACCCCUUCAUUUACCUAUCCUUGGAAACUAGAGAAAUUAUUGUUGGGCAACCCUUAUCUUCUUAUUGUGUUUUAUUUGAUGGACAGGAUGUUCAGAAACAGUUUUACAUGUGUCAUGUUUUCAAAAUCACUAACUGCCAUCAGCCACUGGGGUCCUUUGUCAAAUCAUUUUCUGUGGCUAAUAGGAAUAAUCCAGGGAACUUUCAAGAGAUGAGCAGUGAACAGGCAGUUUUCUUGCCUUUGGUUUUUGACAGCUCUUACUUAUCAUUUAAGACCAGUUUUCCCAAAAUUUAGCCUUUUGGAAAAAAAAGAGCAUUUGUUAUAAGCUUCUCUGUAAGGCAACUUCAGUGGAAUCUUAGACAUGUUAUCAGGGUAGAUGAGAGAGUGAAACAUUUUUGUUCUUAUUAAAUGGAGAAUUAUUUACAAAAAGCCAUUGUUGAAAAAUUAUAUUCCAUACCAGAUGAAUAUCCAUUAACCAUUCUAGGUAAAGAGAAAUCCAGUGUUGCUAUGUGCAAGAUCCUCUGUUGGGGGCUUUUUUCCAUAGCAAUGAAAGGUGUGCUAUUUGUCGGUAGCCAUUUUUGCAGUGAUUUAAAGACCAAAGUUGUUUUACAGCUGUGUUACCGUUAAAGGUUUUGUUUUUUUUUAAAUAUGUAUUAAAGCAAUUUAUCACUGUUGAAGCUUUGAAUAUCUGCAAUCUUUACCAAGGUAAUUUUUUAUUUAAAAAACAUAACUUUGUAAAUAUUACCCUGUAAUAUUACAUAUACU
Pteronotus mesoamericanus is the source of this 5071-nucleotide messenger RNA. It is a transcript of the gene CD47, whose product is annotated as CD47 molecule. The transcript is spliced from 11 exons. Gene Ontology annotation, molecular function: thrombospondin receptor activity. Gene Ontology annotation, biological process: positive regulation of inflammatory response; positive regulation of phagocytosis; positive regulation of cell-cell adhesion. The record is from RefSeq and is a predicted model, not a curated record. NCBI's taxonomy places the organism in Eukaryota, Metazoa, Chordata, Mammalia, Chiroptera, Mormoopidae. The coding region runs from base 188 to 1159 and encodes 323 amino acids. Gene Ontology annotation, cellular component: extracellular exosome; plasma membrane.